This is a messenger RNA of Penicilliopsis zonata CBS 506.65, 804 nucleotides long. RefSeq lists its product as hypothetical. Gene Ontology annotation, biological process: endosome transport via multivesicular body sorting pathway. Gene Ontology annotation, cellular component: fungal-type vacuole lumen; fungal-type vacuole membrane. Gene Ontology annotation, molecular function: ubiquitin protein ligase binding. The record is from RefSeq and is a predicted model, not a curated record. Bases 96 to 578 code for a protein of 160 amino acids. Lineage: Eukaryota; Fungi; Ascomycota; Eurotiomycetes; Eurotiales; Aspergillaceae. The transcript is spliced from 2 exons.
CCAUUGCCCUCCCCUGAGUUUUACUUUCCUACUGACCUUGUUGCUUUGCAUUCUUGGGUAUCCAAAGAAGUCUGCCGAAAGUGGCCAUCAUUGCAAUGUGCAGCUCUGAUAUUUUUCUUGCCAUUCUGGCAGUCUUUUUCCCCCCGAUUUCAGUCUGGAUCAAAGUAGGAAUUUGCACCGCGGACUCGAUCAUUAACAUCGCUCUCUGCUGCCUCGGCUAUAUUCCCGGCUUACUGCACGCAUGGUACAUUAUCCUGAAGUAUCCGGAACCCGAUUACGAUGACCCGAACUACCAGCCUCUCUCCCAGGAUGGUCGCCAGCGACGAGACGUGGAAAAUGGCCGUGCGACGUACUAUUAUGUUUCUCACCAGCAGAUCGGGCAGCGUCCAGGCCAGAGAGGUUAUGGCACAGUGGAAUCGUCAUCGUCUGCUCCUGCUGCGCCCCCGGCAGCCACUCGGCCAUCGCCAUCUGCAGAACAGGCGCAUGAGGCAGAGCAAGAAAGCAGUAGCCAGGCUCAUCCGCCACCUACUUAUGCCGAAGCGGUCAAGGGUGAUCACAAGAUACAAACCCAGGACUAGGCGAUCAUGGUAGGCACUCGAUGCCAGAUCAUGACACGUACAAGACCAUUCCUAUACGGAGCUGCUCUGGGAAAAUGUCAUUUCUAUUACACUGUGCAUGAUUCCUACAAAAGAUCGCUCGAAUGUGCCUGAUACUUUUGUCUUUUAUGUUUUUUCUGCAGGUGGACUGUUGCUUUAGCCGUGGCUUGUAUAUGCUGCAAAGACUUAUGAACGUAAUGAAAUAGGG